Molecule: messenger RNA, 6016 nt
Organism: Homo sapiens (human)
Lineage: Eukaryota; Metazoa; Chordata; Mammalia; Primates; Hominidae
Exons: 3
Coding region: 463-1503 (346 amino acids)
Source: RefSeq, a predicted model, not a curated record
AAGUGAGAGCCAUUGCAGAUAGCCAGUUUUCUUUAUUUUUAAUUGUUGUUUGUGCAAAAGGUUUUGGCGAAUACUGGCUAUAUUCAGAGGACUCAGUACCAGUUGCCAGGGGCCUGGAGUAGGUGCUGUGGUCUCAAUGUGUGUGUCCCCCCAAACCAUAUGUUGACACCUAACCCCCAAGGCGAUGUGGUUAGGAGAUGGAGCUUUAAGGAGGUGACUGGGCCGUGAGGGCUGUCCUCUCAUGACGGACGAGUGCCCUUCAACGAGACUUGAAGGAGCCCUUCUGUCCCUUCCUCCACGUGAGGACACAUAGAAGGUACCAUCUCUGGGGAACAGGCUGUCACCAAACACCAAGUCUGCUGGCGCCUGGAUCCUGGACUUCUCAGCCUCUACAACUGUGUGCAAUACAUUUCUACUGUUUAUCAAUCACAUGGUCAGAGGUAUUUUGUUACAGCAGCACAAAUGGACCAAGACAUCAGGUCUCCAAAUCGAAGAACUUCUCAGCAGCCUUCAGUGCUGGGUGGGGAGACAGAGGUUCCCUGCAGGUCCCCACAGACAGUGUUAGACUCAGUGCUGGGUGGGGAGACAGAGGUUCCCUGCAGGUCCGCACGGACGGUGUUAGACUCGGUGCUGGGUGGGGAGACAGAGGUUCCCUGCAGGUCCGCACGGACGGUGUUAGACUCGGUGCUGGGUGGGGAGACAGAGGUUCCCUGCAGGUCCGCACGGACGGUGUUAGACUCGGUGCUGGGUGGGGAGACAGAGGUUCCCUGCAGGUCCCCACGGACAGUGUUAGACUCGGUGCUGGGUGGGGAGGUUCCCAGCAGGUCCGCACGGACGGUGUUAGACUCGGUGCUGGGUGGGGAGGUUCCCUGCAGGUCCGCACGGACGGUGUUAGACUCGGUGCUGGGUGGGUUGACAGAGGUUCCCUGCAGGUCCGCACGGACGGUGUUAGACUGGGUGCUGGGUGGGGAGGUUCCCUGCAGGUCCGCACGGACGGUGUUAAACUCGGUGCUGGGUGGGGAGGUUCCCUGCAGGUCCGCACGGACGGUGUUAGACUCGGUGCUGGGUGGGGAGACAGGUUCCCUGCAGGUCCCCACAGACAGUGUUAGACUCGGUGCUGGGUGGGGAGGUUCCCUGCAGGUCCGCACGGACGGUGUUAGACUCGGUGCUGGGUGGGGAGACAGAGGUUCCCUGCAGGUCCCCACAGACAGUGUUAGACUCGGUGCUGGGUGGGGAGGUUCCCUGCAGGUCCGCACGGACGGUGUUAGACUCGGUGCUGGGUGGGGAGACAGAGGUUCCCUGCAGGUCCGCACGGACGGUGUUAGACUCAGUGCUGGGUGGGGAGACAGAGGUUCCCUGCAGGUCCGCACAGAUGGUGUUAGACUCGGUGCUGGGUGGGGAGACAGAGGUUCCCUGCAGGUCCGCACGGACGGUGUUAGACUUGGGGGACACUGGGUCCCCAGUAAGAAUGAUUCUGAUGUGAGUGCAGCUAGUGAGGGCUGAGUUCAAGCUUUAAAGACAAGAGCCCAACAGGUUCCUUCAACAGCCUGAUCCCCUAGACCUUCGUGUGUCCAAGUCUCCAGAGGGGAUGAACCUCAACAGACCUGGUUCGACCUCCCCUAGGCAGUGGGUGCUGCCUGGAGGGCAGGGUCGCUCGAGACUGUAGGAGACUCUGCACGUGGUGACCAUAGCACCCCCAUAAUAAAGCAGCCCGUGAGGGCAGCCUGGCUGUUCGGCGAUGUGUGCACUGAGGUCAUCUCUCCUACUCUGUCUCAGCUAUUUAAAGGCUGUGACUCACCAUGUGGAUUUAAUGACUUAUUAAGGAGUUGCAGCCCAUGCUUUUUAAAAAAGUAAUCUACAAAAAAAUAAAUGAAAAAGUCUUCAGGACAGUAGACUUAAGUGCGGAUGUGGUCCCUCGAGUUCCAUUUUUCAGCCGCCCACAUUCCUGGGAUUCAGACCUGUUGGGGAUUGUAGGAUUCUAGUUGCACAGGGAAACCCAGAGUCAAUUCAGGAGGAUAAUUCUGAGCCAGGGGUGGGGGUACCGGCCUGGAGCUCCGGGGGGUACGGGCUGAUCCUACGAAAGGAAAGUCAAGCCUGUGAAUUGCAGAGCCUGGACAGAGAAGUUGAGGUGACGGCGUUCUGCAGAUCCGUGAAAUUCUAUUACACGUCAGAGGGAAGGGACGGCCUCAUGUGGCCCCUUGGAGGGACCAAGCCCUACCCAGCGCCUUGCCCAAGUCAGCACGCAGUCAGUGUUGGCUCCACCCACCUGCACCGUCAGGCCUUCUGGAAAGAGAAGGAGAUCCGACUGACGGAGCGUCUCCAAACUUCCAAGCAAAUAUUACCUCGUUAAAGCCCAGUGCCACAUGACUGACCUGGAGCCACAGCCUGCCCUCCUUCCCUGGGCCUACAGGAAGGGGGAGGUUCCUGUCACCAGAACCGUUCCGUCAUCAGCCGGGCAGAUGCUCGCUGUGGAUUCUAGGUGAGCAUCAAGUACUAGGGACCAUGUUUGUCUUGGAUUCCCCCGUCCCGCCUGAGCCCAGAACGCAGAGCCGGAGUCAGGGGCUUGCACAUGGAGCGUUUCACGCCCAGGAGGCUGGGGCAGGGGCCAGGAAGGAGCGGGGAGGGGGCCAGGACCAGCGUGCUCUGCUGAGGGUCCACAUCGAGGGCUGGACCCUGGACCUCCACAAGCCUGGAGAAUUCUCCAUCCGAGCAGUGAGGAGCCCCUGCUUGUUGUCAGCUGGAGCUGCGCCUCGGGGCUUCUGCUGUCCUGGCCCUGGGGUGGUGACUGCAGGAUCCCACAGGUGUCCCGAGGCCUGAGGCUCUUCUCACUGCAGAGGCCACCCUGCAGGAAUUGGAGUUAGGACCCGGAGGGUGGGACAGGCUGACUCAGAGGAGCCAGCUCUCAGGUUGGCAGGAGGAGGAGAUGCACAAUGAGACGGCAGCCUCACCUCCAGGGGACGGCCCCGCAAGCCGGAGCUGCCCUCCUGCACACUCAGCACUCAAGGUGGAUUUGGAGGUGACCUAAGCCCACAGCUCUCCAAGUCUUGGGGAAAUCUACAGUGGAUGGCAGGUGCCUGCGGACGCCGAGUGGGUGCGGCCCCAGUUAUGCUCAAUGCAGGGGCACCUGUGUUGUUAGCAGCUGACGUGGACGGGAAAGGCCUGUGCUGAACAACGUUCCGUGUUCAAUUAGACACUCUCCUCCUAAACAGGGGCGGAAGACGUCUCAUGGGGGUUCCAAGCGUGAUUUAUGGAACUCACUCCCAUGAGAUAACAUAACAUUUUUCACACGUGGGAGAAAGGGCUGGGCUCGACUGGUGCCUGAGUGAAUGCUGAGGAUAAAUGGGAAGCAGGACAUUCCAGGGCACCUCUGCGUCUUGCAUGAGACCUUGUGAGGGCCCUGUGGUGCCCCUGAUGUCACUGUCGAAGGUGGAGCCGCCCCCGCUCUGCCUCGGCCUCCCUCAGAUGUCCUCCCCAGCUGGCCCUGCAGCGCACGUGGAAGACAGCUGCCGAGAAGCAGGUGUGAUGCCAGCCUGUGGGAGAAGCCACAUCUGGACAGUGCGUGAAGCCAGUCCAGGGGCCACACCGGGACCUGCCCUCAGCUCUGCCACGUCCUGGCCAAGUGGCCUUGGCAUGCCAGCCCUGGUGUCCACAGAGGCAUCCAUUCCUCAUGGCAAAGUGGAGUCAAGUCGGCUGAUGCAGGCGAGACACCUGGCCGGCCUGGGGAGCCGCACCAGCGCUCCCCACAUUGCACUGCUGACUGAGGGGUGCUCGGUGCCGCGGCUUCACACGGUCAGUGCACAGACAUGAACGCUGGACUGAGAAGCCGCCGCGUGCACCUGGCCCGCCAAGUUGCCAGGGAGGCAAGGGUGGUGUUGACGUGGAUCACCGAAGGAGCUGGCAGCCCAGCCGUCCCCGUGACUGGAUGGAAUCCGCAAGCGUUCCUGGGCAUCCACUCUGGGAAGGGCUCAGUGCCAGGGCCUAGGGUAGUUUUCAAAUUGCAGGUUGUGGCCAGUAUACCAGGGGUCAUGGGGUCAGUACACUGGGCUCUGACUGGCAAUUCCUAAAGAUGAAGUGUGAGUCUGUCCCAUAUAGUAAGAGCUGCAUUGAUUUGUAAAGCUUGUGUUGGUUUUGCACGUUCUAUGCCAGUGUGUGCUGGACCGUGAUAGAAAGCGCAUUUCUCGCUGUGGUGCCUGCCGUAGUCUGGAGGGAAAGAUGAGUCCGUGGCUCUAAUGUGGGGUGGUGGGUGUGGUCUACACAGGGAGAGCGAAGAGCCCACAUGGGGCAUGAGAGGGGCCGGAGAGGCUGGGGCAGGGGAACCCGGGCCAGGUCCUGAGAACAAAUGGGGUUAUUCAGCUCCUAAAGGUGCAGGACUCAGCCCAAAGUCCCUGGUGACCCAAAGAGGACCAUGUGAGUCUGAUGUGGCUGUGGAAGGCGGGGCUCACAGCAGGCUGCCGGGGCACCAUUAAUGGGGGAGGGUCCUGUCCCCAGCGCAUACGUAGACGGCCCUUCAGAACCUGCUCAGUGGUCAGUGCGGCCGUGCAGCUGCACCCCGGCCUGGUCACCUGUGCUGUGCCCAGCAAGGAAGAUGCCCCCGCUCAGCCCGUCCAUGCACCCUCCAGAGGCUGUUAGCUGCCUGAGACCCACACUGGCUCUUGCAGGCUAGAGGAGAGUUCAAUGGCCAUUCGGGCCCUGUCGCCAUGGAAACACCAACUUUGGGUACCAAAAGCCUGAAUGUACAAAUUCAUGGAGUAUGACCUGCCUGGUGCCAGUGGGUCUUUGCAUUUUUCUGGGGUGCCAGUGGGUCUUUGCGUUUUUCUGGGGUGCCAGUGGGUCUUUGCGUUUUUCUGAUGCCCUCUGAACUCUUAGGUCCCGGUUCUGGCGGAUUUGGCCCAGGCACCCCCAGCCCCCAGAUCUGGCCGGGUGCGGCGGCUCAUGCCUGUAAUCCCAGCACUUUGGGAGGCCGAAGCAGGUGGAUCACAUGAAGUCAGAAGUUGGAGACUAGCCUGGCCAACAUGCCAGCCUCCAGCAUCGCCUCCUCUGGGAUCUUCUCUGACUUCCCAGUCGGUUUCAGAAGCCUCUGAUGACCCCAUGCGGAGAAGACUGCUCCCCUCACUGCUGGCACACGGCAGAUGCUCAGUAAGUAUCGUUCAAUGACUGACUAAAUGUCUCAUAAUAUCCUUCAUAAACAAGGGCCUGGUGUGGAUUCAUAAAUGGGUCUCUCAAAGUUUAAUUGGUGAGACUCUGUUGUAUCAGACAAUGAAGGGUUAAAAGAUAAUAUUCAAAAAAGUAAAAUCAUGACACACAAAUCUAGAAUGAACACACAUUGAUAAGGUUUGGAUCUGUGUCCUCACCCAAACCUCAUGUCGAACUGGGAUCCCCCGUGUCAGAGGCGGCCGCGUGGGAGGUGACCGGAUCGCGGGUGGACCCUUCAUGAAGGGUUCAGCACCAUCCCCUUGGUGCUGUCCUGGGACAGAGUUCUCUUGCGAUCUGGUUGUUUAAACGUGUGUGGCCCCUUCCCCCUCUCUUUUCCUCCUCCUCCUGCCGUGGGAGACACUUGCUCCAGCUUCGCCUUCCGCCGCGAGUUGAAGCUCCCCGAGGCCUCCUCAGAAGCAGAAGCCACCACGCUUCCUGUACAGCCUGUGGGACCCGGAGCCAGUUCAACCUCUUUUCUUUAUAAAUUACCCAGACUCGGCCGGGCACGGUGGCUCACGCCUGUAAUCCCAGCACUUUGUUGAGACCGAGGCAGGCAGAUCACGAGGUCAGGAGAUCGAGAACAUCCUGGCUAACACGGUGAAACCCCGUCUCUACUAAAAAUACAAAAAAUUAGCCGGGCGUGGUGGCGGGCGCCUGUGGUCCCAGCUACUCGGGAGGCUGAGGCAGGAGAAUGGUGUGAACCCGGGAGGCGGAGCUUGCAGUGAGCCGAGAUCCCGCCACUGCACUCCAGCCUGGGCAGCAGAGCGAGACUCCAUCUCAACAAAUAAUAAUAAUAAAAUAAAUAAAUAAAUAAAUAAAUAAA